Molecule: messenger RNA, 2057 nt
Organism: Drosophila subobscura
Lineage: Eukaryota; Metazoa; Arthropoda; Insecta; Diptera; Drosophilidae
Product: 2-oxoglutarate-dependent dioxygenase htyE
Exons: 6
Coding region: 596-1810 (404 amino acids)
Molecular function (GO): dioxygenase activity
Source: RefSeq, a predicted model, not a curated record
GUUCAAUUGUUUGUUGUGUGCUCCCAAAAAACAUAUAUAUAUUUGAAAACACUGUUCUUUACCUGAGCUAAAUAUUGAGUUCCAAAUUGCCACAGCGUGCCCAGAAAAAGAGCGGAAAGUUUUCAGUCUGGGUUUCUGUGUCGUUCUCUCUGUUUCGUUUCUCUGCGCCCCUCGUUCAGGUGUACCUGUCUAUCUGCAUCUAGGUUAAAUUCGCGAGUGUGUUACAAAAUGAUGGAAAGUGUGCAAAAAAACUACCAGAAAGUGAUACAAAAAUUGACUAACUAAUCCGCGGCUGGGGCUGGCGUUCGUUCGAUGAAAAGCGAAACCUGUGCGAAAAAAGAAAGCGUGUUUCCACUUUCCAUUUAGUCAGUCGUCGGCGCUAAAAGUGCACUGUGCUCUCCACACCACUCCACUCCUCUCCGGUUCGGGGUUGUGGACUGCCUCUGUCUCUCCAGGGGCACCCUGAUAAAGUGUUCACCAGAAUUGAAACCAAAGAACUCUAGCAGAGAAGGAGCAACGAAAGCCAUACAUCUGACAGAUACAGAAACGAGCACACACUCCUCCCCUCAUCGACAUCAUCAUCACAACAAACAAAAUGCUGAAGACAAAAUCAAGUGACGACAAACUGGAUACGCUCCUGUCGCGCAGCGUAAUACCGAUCAUCGAUCUGGCACACUGUGGGAUUGAGGAGGUGCCUGUCAAGUCAGUGGUGAAUCGAGUGGGUCACCAGCUGAAAAAGGCCCUGUCCGAGAAGGGCAUGGCUCUGCUGGUCAACCAUGGCAUAUCAGACGAGAAGCUUAAGACUGCCUGGGAUCAUCUGGAUGACUUUGUGGACCUUCCACCGGACGUGAAGCAGCACUACAUCCGCACAGAUGGCGACAAGCAUGGCUAUGUGAGUCGCGGCCAGGAGCGGUACGCCGGAAAGCCCGGUGCUCCCGACUUAAGGCAUGCAUUCAACAUUUGCACGCUGAAUGCACAGAAUCUGCCGGAAGAGCCGCUGCCGGGAUUCGCGGACCACAUAAGCACAUUGGCCACAGACUUCAAGGCGUUGGCCAGCUUCAUUCUGCAAUCGCUGGCCGUCUCCCUGGACAUUCCCACCACAUUCUUCCUCGAAAAGCACUCACACAUGCUGUCCGGCGACCACGACAACAUGACCUCCCUGCGUAUGCUCUACUAUCCCCCGAUCGUGGACGACGAGCCUGGCCAGAACGACUCCAUCAAGGGGCGCUGCCUCUACAGCUACCAGCGUUGUCUGUCCAACCAGCCGGACUUCCGUCCCGAGAACAAUCCCCGCGACGACGCCGAGCUAAAUGAGCUGGACGGGCCAAAUGGCCAACUGUUCGAGCAUAAACUUGGAAACGGUGCCGUCAUCACCUGCCCUCCUCAUGUGGACUAUGGCACGUUUACGCUGCUGGCUCAGGACUCGGAGGGUGGGCUGGAGGUGAAGUUGCCUGGCAGCGAAAAAUGGCAUCGCGUGGGCCAUCUGCCCGGCUCCAUUCUGGUUAACUGUGGCCAAAUUCUGAACACUUGGACCCAGGAACGCUAUCCCGCCUUGCAACACCGCGUCGUUGUGCCUGAACAGGAGUCGGUGCGGUCUCGGGGCAGGCACUCGAUUGCCUACUUCUGUCAUCCGGAUAACAUAACCAUGAUAUCGCCCAACGAUCUGCCCAAUCCCGAUGCCGCCCAGGAUGGGGCGUGUCUCAAGCAGCGCAAGAAGUCCUUCAAGGCAGCGAAAGAAAGAGUCUACAAUGCAUAUCAGUUAAUACAGAAAAAGUUCAGAGAUACGUAUAGCAAUAACAAUCACUCAUAACGAGGGGUACCACGGCCUCAGCCUGCGCCUCCGACCCACCUGUCGCAUCUCUACCUGAGCAGAAAUGAAGAUGAUCGUGUGGGAUGGGUACUACGAGUAGAAUGAAAAGUAUGAAGAAGCAACACAUUUGAUGUUUUGAACCUUUUUAUUAUUAUUACUUUAUUCCAUACGAUUGUAAUUGCUUCAUUUCUUGAAUGUACUCGUACAUGGGUACACCACAUACAAUACAUACAUAUUCAUACAUGCA